UGAGGAAAAAAGUGUUUUUAAAAAGGCUUCUCCCAACUACUCUUCCUCUGCUUGACUGACUUGCCUUGAUAGAUAUUUACAGGUAUUUACCUAGGUUGUGUAACAAAUUUUGAGAUAUGCCAAAAGAGUCUACACAAAGUACCUAACUAUCAAUUUGAGACUGGAAAACGGUUCGCAAAGGUUCCCAUGCACAAAUCAAGCACUACCUGAGAUUCGCUGGUGGGGGAAAGGCUGGAGAGGAGAAACAGUACAAGCGGCGGGCUUUUUAAAUAGAUCACUGGACCCACUCCUGAACCAAUCGCAUGCCGGCAAUCAGGUAGGGCUUCACGGCGCGGACACGGUGCUCCUGGAGGAUGAUGAGCAUGGUGUUGAUCACCCAAUUUGCUACUUUUCUAAAAAUGUUUAAAAACACCAGUUUCACUACGGCACCAUUGAAAAAAGGGCACUGGUGUUGUUAUUGGCUUUACAGUAUUUUGUAAGUAUACAUUGGGUCCAGCUCUAGUCCAACUGUGGUAUUUUGUGACCUCGAGCCUCUUAUGUUGUGCUUCCAUGUCCUCUCUCUUCUUAGUGUGUGUGUGUUUGUGUUUCAUUGAAUGGAUGAGGAGCUGUCUGCUCCUCAAAUUGGGUGGUAAACACCAUGCUCAUCCGCCUGCAAGGAGCACUGUGCCAAAGAAUACUGCAUCCAUGUGAAAAAGACAGAAGGAAAAAAAAUCACAAAAAUGGCUACAUUUUCCCUUAGGUGUGGGGGUGGCCAGAGAGUUACAAGGGGCCCUUGAACAAUGGCGUUUUCGCAGUGGAGAUGGAAAAUGCCGUGGGAAAAAAAAUAAAUGUAUUCAAGUUAGGCAAGCUAUCAUGUGGCAGCGUAAGAUGGCUGCCGGGAGCUUCACAAGUAAACUGCAUUGUUUGUCCAUCCAAAAGUAGGUCUGUAAUUCCAGCUCGUCGUUGUCCACUUUGAAGUGUAGUCUAACAGAUAUAGUCGAAAAAAUAUUUUAGUAGAAAUACAACAAGAACUAUUUAGAAUUAGACGGUGGUGUUUAAAUUUAUUCAUUCAUUCAUCUUCCAAGCCGCUUGAUCCUCACUAGGGUCGCGGGGGCUGCUGUAGCCUAUCCCAGCUGUCUUCGGGCAGUAGGCGGGGGACACCCUGAAUCGGUUGCCAGCCAAUCGCAGGGCACACAGAAACAAACAACCAUUCGCACCCACACUCACACCCAGGGACAAUUUAGAGUGUUCAAUCAGCCUGCCACACAUGUUUUUGGAAUGUGGGAGAAAACCCACGCAGGCCCGGGGAGAACAUGCAAACUCCACACAGGGAGGCCGGAGCUGGAAUCGAACCCGGUACCUCUGCACUGUGAAGCCGACGUGCUAACCACUGGACUACCGGGCCGCCCUUGUUUAAAUUUAGUAAAUCAGAAAUUAAAGGUAUUGUGAAACAGAAAAUGAAGAAAAAGUGACAAAAGCAAAAGGACAAAGAGAGGAAAUUGAGAUGAUAUUACAGAAUACAGAGGAAAUGUGAAAUGAGGAAAGUGGGGAACAGAAAAGAUGAAAAAACAGUAGCCUGUUUAGGAUGGACAAGCAAGAUAGAGGUAAAUGUACCUCUGGGGAAUUUCAAUCAGUUGAGCAUGUCUUAUUUUGGUUGUGAGAGGUUUAGGUUUAGAGAUAUGUGAUCGAAAGAUUAUUGGGGGUUGCUAUCGUGCUGGAGCCUAUCCCAGCUGUCUUCAGGCAUUCGGUCUGCUACACCUGAACUGGUCAGGGCACACGUAGAUGAACAAUCAUUCACGCUCAUGCUCACUCCUAUGGACAUCCUGUAUAUGUAUUGAUAACGUGUUUGGCUUGUUUUCUGUGAUUUGUAAUCUGAUUUAUACAAUAAAGAUUGUUAAAAAGAAGGAAGAAGAAGGCACUCCAUCCAGUAGGCGGCGAUAGAGGCGGAAUAUCAACAGACUUCAUCCGACUGUUUGCAGCGCUUCAAACAGUGCGUUGGCGUUCACCACUGCCAUCGCUUCAACCUUGCAAUUUGAGUGCAAAUCAUUUAUUUUUGUUCAGUUAUCGAGUGACCACGAGUGGCCCGUCUCCAAUUGUCACCCAAGUGUUGUUGGACGGAAAGUUUUUGCCGUUGUGUCACAUGCUGGAGUUGCCGCGUGAAGAUGCACUCAAAAGGACCUGAGUAUGGCCAAAGGCCGCCCCAUGGCGACAGAGACAGAAGAUGGAGGGAUGAAUAUGAUAAAAGACAGGAAGAGAAGUAUGAAUACCAUGGAAAUGGACAGUGGGAUUCCUAUCAUCAACAUGGUCGAAGUGGUCCUGGCAGAACCGAGAGAAGCAGCAUAAGUACAGACUACAGCUACUCCCCUCAAAAGCUGUACUCUAAAGACUCCCUGGUCAGAGACAGAGACAGAGAUAGAGAUGCAGAUAGUAGGAGCCCAGUGAGGGGACGCUUGUCCUCUCAGGACUGGAAGGUUGCUGAAAAGAAAAGGCAAAGGUUCACAGAUGACAGCCGCGAUGCCUACAGCUACAUAUUUGAGCCUGAUUGCAAAAAAUAUAGGCAGUCGCCAGAUCAUUUUCCGAGGGAUUAUAAACAUCCGUUGCCUCAGGAAGUCAGAAGGAGUAUGCAAGAUUAUAGAAUCCAGCACAGACAUGAAGAGUUUACUUCCAGGUACCACCAGCCCUAUGAUUUUGGUCACAGACAGCUGUCAACGUAUAACAAAGCGAGAGAGGAUCAAGGAAGAAAUCAAAGUUACUCACCGGAAAGGAACCUUCCCCAAGAUGACUCAAAAAAGAGAGAUGUCAAAUCCAGAGAAAGGAAGAAUAGCUCUCCUGCAUAUGGCACGGAUCGAGCAAGGAAUUAUUUGGAUGCAUCUAAAAGACAGUCUUUGGAGGAUGUGACCAAGCCCAGUCACGAUGCACCUGAGAAGAAAAUUUCCAAUGGUUUCCAACUGUUCCUUGAUGUACUCAAUAAAGGCGUGGAUGUGGACGUACUCAACCAGAUUGUGUCAGGAAAAGGCUGUGGUCAGCCACCAUCUGCAGCAUCUUCCCACAAUACCUCGGAUCAUCCCUGCGUCCCAGGAGAGCAGGUAGGUCAACGAAAUGUCAGCGAAUGGAACGAAGAAAAUUUUGGAGACGAAUGCCACAGGCAGCCUUUUCCACAGUCCUUCAGCCCAAAGAGGAGCUCUCCUUGUGAUGACAAGUCAGUACAGAGGAGUGAUGUAGGACAAAGCUGUACAAGGUCCAAGUUGCCUCCUGUGGCGGAGAAGAAAAGACUGACACCUGACGAUGAGCACAAGCACCAGCAAAUUCAGGAAGUAUUGCAGGCCAUUGGGGUGGACUUGGGAUCCGAAGAGUUGGGCCAAAUGUCGCACCGGAUUAAGGAGCGAUUAUACGGGAAGGAAGAAAGCCACUGGAGCUACCAGAGUGCAGGCAGCAGGGAAAGGGUCACAAGAUCAGCCUACUCUCCAAGUCGCCACAGCAGGUCAAGGUCAUCAUCUUCCUCAGCCUCAUCAAGCAGCAGAUCGAAACAUUCAUACAGUGACUACUCUGUUCACAGAGACUCGUACAAUGCUCAGAGUAAUUUCAAAGAGGAUCAAGCCUGGGUCCCUCCCGCCACCAGCAACAGCAGAGCUUCACUAGAUAAUCAGAAAUGCGAAAUCCAAGCCACCGUUUCUCCAAACGCGACCUGCACGACUUUAAGACCCACGAUGCUCACAAAGCCAGCCUACGGUCCCGUGAAUACUUCCCCAAUGGUGUACCCGCCUCUGGUCCCCGACAUUUCCAAUGUCGGGCCCAGGCUUCUUUUUCCUCCCCUGCCGUCUUUGCCUCCUCGCACUUCCCUGCUCCCUUUCCCCUGUUGGCCUCCCUUCAUGACGUACUCUUGUCCAUCGCCUUUGAAUAUUCUUCCAUCUGUUCUCGCUCAAACGAGGCACCUUCUUCCGCCGCCAAUGAGUAACAUCCAGCCACCAUUUUUGAACCUGCCAAAUGCACCAAUUGCAUUGCCCAAGAUGGAUAAUCCUACAAAGUCUAAAAUGUUACCAAGGCCUCGUUGUUUACUGGUAAUUGAUACAAAACAGCCCAGUUAAAUGCUCAAUUUGGAUCUGAAAUCUGUUUAUUUCUGUGUACACAUGGACUAAAUUGUCAGCACUCUGUUCAUGAAAGAAAUCCACAAUGGUCACUGGAAUAACUUGUAACUGACAAGCGGGAAUGAAGAAAUAAAGCUCCUGAAAAACAA
Messenger RNA from Hippocampus zosterae (dwarf seahorse), 4213 nucleotides. RefSeq lists its product as uncharacterized. The transcript is spliced from 4 exons. The record is from RefSeq and is a predicted model, not a curated record. Lineage: Eukaryota; Metazoa; Chordata; Actinopteri; Syngnathiformes; Syngnathidae. The coding region runs from base 2142 to 4064 and encodes 640 amino acids.